Carcharodon carcharias (great white shark) is the source of this 3543-nucleotide messenger RNA. RefSeq names its product sorting nexin-27-like. Lineage: Eukaryota; Metazoa; Chordata; Chondrichthyes; Lamniformes; Lamnidae. The transcript has 13 exons. Gene Ontology annotation, biological process: intracellular protein transport; signal transduction. Gene Ontology annotation, molecular function: protein binding; phosphatidylinositol-3-phosphate binding. Gene Ontology annotation, cellular component: early endosome. The record is from RefSeq and is a predicted model, not a curated record. The coding region runs from base 14 to 1654 and encodes 546 amino acids.
UCCGUGCUGGAAGAUGGCGGACGAGGUGUGCGCCAGGCAGCCGGGCUCCGGCUCCGACUCCGAAGGGCCGACGCCCACUAACCCGAGCCGGGGCCCGCGGCUGGUCAAGAUCAUCAAGUCGGAGACCGGCUACGGCUUCAACGUGCGGGGCCAGGUGAGCGAAGGCGGGCAGCUGAGGAGCAUCAACGGGGAGCUGUACGCGCCGCUCCAGCACGUCAGCGCCGUCUUACCGGGCGGAGCGGCCGAGCGGGCCGGUGUCCGCAAAGGAGACCGCAUCCUCGAAGUGAAUGGCGUUAAUGUUGAGGGAGCGACGCACAAACAAGUUGUAGACCUGAUUCGGGCCGGAGAUCGGGAGUUGAUUCUGACCGUGCUGUCUGUUCCGCAACAAGAAGCUGAUCGGCUCGAUCCUGGUGAUGACUCUUCCGGGAACAUCUACUAUGACUACAGUGAGAAGCGAGCAGUGCCAAUCUCAAUCCCUGGCUACAAGCAUGUUGAGCGGAAUGGGGAGAGAUUUGUGGUCUUCAACAUUUAUAUGGCUGGACGUCAACUGUGCUCUCGACGCUUCCGUGAAUUCACUAUCCUUCACCAGAAUUUGAAGAGGGAAUUUUCUGACUUCCAUUUCCCAAAACUCCCGAGGAAGUGGCCAUUUUCGCUCUCUGAGCAGCAGUUGGAUGCCAGGCGGCGAGGCCUGGAAGAGUAUCUUGAGAAAGUGUGCUCGGUCAGUGUUCUUGGCGAGAGUGACGUGAUGCAGGAGUUCUUGGCUGAUUCCAGUGAGAGUAUAAACGGGCUGUCAGACGUAGAUUUGAGGAUAGCCUUGCCGGACAGAAACAUCAUCACAGUCACCGUGAAAAAGAACAGCACUGCAGAGGAAGUCUACAGGGCUGUACAAGAGCACUUACGAAUGGAUAGCAUCACAGCGAGUUUCUUUACACUGUUUGAAGUUGUGGACCACUUCUUUGAGCGGAAGCUGGUCCCCAAUGAGUUUCCCCACAAACUGUACAUACAGAACUACACGUCAGCAGCAGCGGGGACAUGUCUCGUCAUCAGGAAGUGGUUAUUCACCAUGGCCCAAGAAGAACUUUUGAAUGACAAUGACCUCGCAGUAACCUACUUCUUCCAUCAGGCCGUGGAGGAUGUGAAGAAAGGGCGGAUUCGAGUUGGUGAUAAAUCGUACCAGCUUCAGAAACUGUCGGAGCAGCACAAGAAAGUCAUGUACCUCAACAUGAUUCGGACUUGUGAAGGCUACAAUCAGAUCGUUUUCCCACACUGUCGGUGUGACUCUCGAAGGAAGGGGCAUGUGAUGGCAGCCAUUAGCAUUCAGCACUUUAAACUCCAUGCUUGCACAGAGGAUGGACAACUGGAGAACCAGGUGAUCAUGUUUGAGUGGGACGAGAUGCACCAGUGGGACACAGACGAAGAGGGGAUGGCGUUCUGCUUUGAAUACAUACGUGGUGAAAAGAAACCACGCUGGGUGAAAAUCUUCACUCCUUACUUUAACUACAUGCAUGAGUGUUUUGAGCGUGUUCUGUGUGAGCUGAGAUGGAGGAAAGAGAUGGAAGAGGUUGGCAAUGAUGAAGAUAAUAGGAAUAGCACCAGCCACAUGAAUAUUUUUCAUGCAGCAGCAGCGAGGGGCCCCCGAGGUUCGCUGUCCUGAGGGGAGACCUCAUUCUCUGUAGCAUCUCAGCACCUUAGCAUGAAAACUGAAGCAAUUGGACCUUUGACAUUGGGGAUGGAGGAGGCACAGAGCAGCCCAAACCUUUCCUCAAUGUAGCUGUGACAUCAAAACAGUCUUCAAGUAGUCCAUUCCUCAUUUCAUCACAUCUUUCACUGUUGUAAUGUUUCCACUCGUAGCCGCCUCUGUGAGUGAUCAAGGAGUAACGUUUAUUGGCAGUGCAGGACGCUGGGACACAAUCUUCCUAACCAGAAGGAGCGACCAUAGCAUGUGGUCAAUAGAGUACAGGAGGCCAGAGCUUGCUAGUCCUGAAUUGUUAGCCUGGGACCAGUUGGUGAAGGGGCGAGCACUAUAUCUUGGCCAAGUUCUUAAUUUCCAAUCUAAUGACUAGACAGACAGUGUAAGCUCCUACUUAAUUGCAGUGUAUUAGAGUCAGGAUCCCUGCUUGUUAUUUGGAGAGCUUCAGUCUCCAACCGACCGGACAUUGAACGGAACACGUUUUUGCCACUGGAUCCGAGCGUCAGUUCAUCUUGACUACUUAUCAACACCUGAAAAUUGAGUUUAUAAGUGGAUAUUCUCCCUUUGUUCAGAUCUGACAGCAGGGUAGUAGAGUCUAUCACUGGGUGCUCUCCAGCAUGCAGCACGUACAGUCUUGUAUUUCAGUUAUAUACAAUGGGGAUAUAGAUGGAGAAGUGUAGGAGCCUGGGAGUAGGGGAGCUUUUUCCUACCAAAAAAAAACCUCAUUUUUGUUUUAUAUUGAAAACUAGAAAGGAUGUUUUUUAUUAAGAGCUAUCAUGCUCGGCUAAGACAGCACAAACACAUUUAGGUGUAUAUGGGGCUCUUGCAUUUUUGAGUACGUACUAUACCAUCCAGUCACUCAUUGUCCAAAGCUGUAUAGGAAAUAUCCACUUUUAACACGUGUGUGUGUGUGUGUGUUGUGACAGUGAAAUCAAUUGACAAGGAAUGGGAAAAUUGAGAAACCGUCAGUGUUCAGUAGGCUGCCAGAUUUGUAAUUAACCCUCUUUGAGUUCAUAAUUUUUUUCCCCCGUUCUUUGGGGACUGGUUCAGGCCAGUCACUUGGACUGUAAAUGGUCUAUGUACACUACCUAGGAAAGUAUUUCCAAUGCCCUUUAUGUUGUGCACUGUUUCUGAAAUAAGCAGUUACACAGCCUCGACAUACUGCUUAAUAACAUAGCUAUACUCCGUUAUAGAUUAGUCACCAGUCAUCAGUGUUGGACAUUGUGGGGUUUAUGUUCCUUGCUGGCAGUGAUGUUGAUCUGCACAAAGUUCAUCUUGUACUUUAGGAAGCAGGGAAUUUAGUUGAAUCAUAGGGUGCGAAAGCCUUUGGGAUAGUUUAUACCAGUUCCCUGGCUGCCUUUUUUGUGUAUCAUGGCUUCCUCAAAGUUCACCAGCUGGGUGAAGACUAAAAAGCAGAACAGGCCAGUGUAAGUGAGGGGAGAGGAGACUGAUUGUAUGACACUUCAAAGCUUUAAAACUGCAUAGCUCCUUUGCACAGGGGGGCAGCCUUGUAACAUUUGAGGACCGAUGGAUCAUUUUGAAAGUCAACUUUCUAAGCGUGGACCUCGUAACGAAGUCUGAUGACAGAAACGUUGCACUAGGAUCCGAAAGUCCUUUUACAGACAACUGGGAGACUGUGUAUUACAUUCAGUAUGGGCCUACAUGCAGGCAAAAGGCAGAGGACACACUACUACUUACCAGAGGCUGACUGUGGAGGGGAAGCAAUUGUUUUUGUAAAAAAAAAUCCUAGUCUUCUCAAAAUUACCAUGUAAUUUCUUGAAAGCAUCAGUGUUAAAGCUGCAAUGUAAUUAUUUAUAGAUCCAUAAUUAAAGGUGACAACUGGUUUGUGUAAA